Lytechinus pictus (painted urchin) is the source of this 2500-nucleotide messenger RNA. Its product is annotated as protein mago nashi homolog. The record is from RefSeq and is a predicted model, not a curated record. Gene Ontology annotation, cellular component: exon-exon junction complex; catalytic step 2 spliceosome; nucleus. Bases 23 to 397 code for a protein of 124 amino acids. Gene Ontology annotation, biological process: RNA splicing. The transcript has 3 exons. NCBI's taxonomy places the organism in Eukaryota, Metazoa, Echinodermata, Echinoidea, Temnopleuroida, Toxopneustidae.
GUUGUAAUUCUAUGAUGACCACAUGUAUAUUUUUAUUUCUACAGGAAAGCUUCGUUAUGCCAACAAUUCAAACUACAAGAAUGAUGUCAUGAUCAGGAAAGAGGCCUAUGUACACAAGGCUGUGAUUGAGGAGUUGAAACGCGUCGUUGAUGAUUCCGAAGUGAUGCAGGAAGACGAUGCUCUAUGGCCGCCUCCAGACAGAGUAGGUCGACAGGAGCUAGAAAUUGUGAUGGGCGAUGAGCACAUCUCAUUUGCUACCACCAAGUUUGGUUCCUUGAUUGAUGUUAACAACAGCAGAGAUGCUGAAGGUCUGCGCACAUUCUACUACCUAGUACAAGAUCUCAAGUGCCUGGUCUUUUCACUCAUUGGCUUACACUUCAAGAUCAAGCCAAUCUAAGAGGACAUUCCAGGAAUUGCUCAUUCCAAAUUUGGAAAGGACACUUUUUUGUAUCUUGUAUAAUAAGUUUCAACUAGAAUUGGUUUGUUAGUGUAAGUUGAAUUGUUAUUAAAGGGAGUUUGUAUCCAAGCCCAACACCAAAUUGACCAGUAAGCCCAUCUGUCUGAAGGAAUGAUCCAUGAAAAGUGUGAACUGCAUCAACAUAUCGUGAAUAGCUUUGGUCGUUUGAUGGAUAAUGAUAUUUGGAACAGUGUUCUGACAAUGGUCACUGAUGGAAAGAGUCCCCUCCAGAACUGACCAGACUGAAGUAUACAGAUCAUCCACUUCAAGAGAACAGUAUUUGUUGUUUAAAUGCUUCAGAAGAAACUGUGAGGUGCUACAGAUCACAUCAAUCUCAUUACCAGGGUACCAUUUUCAUGAAACACAGAGAUCAAGAACUUAGACUAAGUUUGAAGCAAAGUAUCUGUGGAAACGGUGGCCGAUCAAGCUGGGUUAGAUACAAUACUAUUUCACAGGCCAUGCAAUUGUUUGUGAACAAAAUGGUGGGUCUGUCCAAUGUAUUGUUUCUAAUCUGGCUAGAUCCACCUAUUGCAUGGGACACAUGGUGUUGUCAUCAUGUCUCCAAACCCUUUUAAACAAAGUGAUUAUUAUAGAAAUUGUUAGCCUUAUACACACACUUAUCAUUAGACUACAUUAUGGAUGCCAUGUUUGAUUCAUUGUUUUUGCAUCAAACAAAAACUUGUGCUGCUGUCCCCAUUGUCCAUUUUGGUUUAUUCUGUACUUGUAAGUUACACAUUAGAAAUAUUUGUUGUCCAUCUUGAUAAAAGGAGGGCAUGUGCAUGCAUGAUAGAGAGACUUAAUAUGGUCUUUAAGGACAAGUUGUAAAUAAAAUCUUGAAUAAGCAGUCUAAUCCUUAGUUUGUGGCACACAAUUGCUUUUAAAUUGAAAACAGAUAAAGGACCCGCAAUAUGAAGGUAUUCAAAUGAAUAUUUACUUUUAGGAUAUCUAUCAUUGAAGAGCGUUAUUCAUGAAUUAUGGUUUUAACUUUUAAUAUUAGAUAAACACUGGAUGAUAUGAAAGAAUCAUCACCUGUCAAAUCCAGUCACCACAAUUUUACAUCUUUUGAAGCACAUGAUGUUACUAAAGAUAUCAAUUUGGCAGGGCUUCUGUCAUACACAAUUUGCUUAUUAUAUAGCAUGUACGUUCGGAAAUCAUCAAACCAUUUUUUUAUUCUACCUUGUAUAUCACGAGUUAUUUCUAAAAACCUAGUAAUUAUCUUGAUAUGUUGAGGGAAAGUAGUAGACAAUUUGUACAUUAAUAGACUGUACUUAGACUGAAAAAAUCAGCCUAUUUCGGUCAGGAUAUGCUCCGCUGAGACUUCGUCUGGCCUUGCGGUAUCCUGACUUCGAAAAAUCAGAAAAUAUAUUUUUUAAUCCUCUGAAACAGCAGAUUUUUCAGUCUAACUGUACUUAUGUCAUUUUCCAAGGAUAUGAAUGGUCUCUGUUAAAGCCAUUAAAUGAUAAUUUUGCCAACGUUGGUUUAAUAUUCUUCUUCUGUACAUAGUUUUUAGCUCAUAAACGUUUGUAUGUAGUGAAAUGGGGACAAUCUACUGUCAUUAUCAUUGGUUUUAGAUAGUUCACAAGAUAGGUUUGUUGCAGAAUUGUUGGAAAAUUAUACAAUUACAUUUUUCAUCAGAAAGUACUGAAAUGAUGGUCAAGGUUGACAUGUAAAAUCUAUCAGCGAUGCAAUUUAUCAGACUGAAGUCUGAAUGAAGAAUUUUUCAACAUAUUUUCAGCAUAGAAAACACCUUGUCCUUUUCUCUUGAUUGCACCCAAUAAUUAAUGUUAUUGUGCAUAAAAUUGGCUCUGAUCGUGUGCCAAGCUUUGUUUUACAAGGCAUGUGAGAUAGAAAAUGUCUCCUGCAUUUGAAACUUCUUAUCAUGUUUUCGCUUAUAACACAUACUGUUUGUAUAUGAAAAUGGUCUGAAGCUUUGCUCCCAUGUCUUAUAAGAGUGUCUUGACUGCAUCAUCAUAGUGGAUCAAAAAUUGAUGUACAUGUAUGAUAUCUUCAGAUGAUAGAUGAAUAAAAUGAUACAAAAGGAAA